CUAAGCGGAAGUUUGGUCAGAUCCAUCAUGGCGGCAGCAAACAAAUGUCAUGUCUGAAGAGCUUCGCUUUGUUUUAAACACUUAGUUUUAUUUAAUAUUAUCCCGGCGAACGGUUUUCUCUGCUAAAAACAAACACAUUUGAGGAAACGGUAUCAGCAUGUGUUUUAAAUAGCGGUGAUAACUCUGCGUGACAAGAGGAAGAGAUUUGCGGCCCCAGCAGAGAGAAGAAAGAAGCGUCAGCCGGACUCAUCCCGCAGCGGCAGCCAUGUCUCUGGGAGAGCCCAUGUCGGACUCGGCGCCGUUCUUCUCUGACGACAGCGAGGCGGAGGGUGCGGAUGAACAGGGCGGGUCGGCGGGUCAGAGGACGCAGCAGGAGUCGCCCAGCGGGGUGUCGAGAGUCCGAGCGCUGCUGACCGUCCUCAUCCUCUGCUACAUCAACCUGCUCAACUACAUGGACAGGUUCACUGUGGCAGGUGUUCUCCCUGAUAUAGAGCAUUACUUUGGAAUUGAUGACGAGAGAUCCGGCUUGCUGCAAACAGUUUUCAUCUGCAGCUACAUGUUCUUGGCUCCGUUCUUCGGUUACCUUGGCGACAGGUACAACAGGAAGUUCAUCAUGAGUUUUGGCAUUGCAUUCUGGUCUAUAGUGACGCUCGCCAGCUCCUACACCCCCAAAGAACAUUUCUGGGCUCUGCUGUUGACUCGAGGUCUGGUCGGAGUCGGGGAGGCCAGUUACUCCACCAUCGCUCCCACCAUCAUCGCUGACCUGUACGUCAAAGGGAAGAGGACAAACAUGCUCUCCAUCUUUUAUUUUGCCAUUCCGGUCGGCAGUGGUCUUGGAUACAUCGUGGGGUCACAGGUCAGCUCCGUUGCACGGGACUGGCACUGGGCUCUGCGGGUGACUCCAGGUUUGGGGCUGAUCGCAGUGCUGCUGCUGCUGUUUGUGGUCCAGGAGCCUAAAAGAGGCGCCAUUGAAGCUCGACCCGAACAUCACCUGCACCGGACCAGCUGGCUGACUGACCUGCAGGCCCUCAGCAAGAAUCACAGCUUCGUGUUGUCCACCUUCGGCUUCACGGCGGUGGCGUUUGUCACCGGCUCUCUGGCUCUUUGGGCUCCGACGUUCCUGUUCAGAGCGGCCGUGUUCACCGGUGAGAAAGCUCCCUGUGUGGACGGACACUGCGCCUCCGACGACAGUCUGAUUUUCGGCAUCAUCACCUGCGUCACAGGCGUGCUGGGCGUGGCCAGCGGCGUGCAGGUCAGUCGGCAGCUGAGGAAAAGGACGCCCAGGGCCGACCCGCUGGUCUGCGCCGCCGGCCUGCUCCUGUCAGCGCCGUUCCUCUACAUGGCCAUCGUCUUCGCCCAGGCCAGCACCAUCGCCACAUACGUUUUCAUUUUCCUCGGAGAGACCUUCUUGUCCAUGAACUGGGCCAUCGUGGCUGAUAUAUUACUGUACGUGGUCGUUCCCACUCGCCGCUCCACAGCCGAGGCUUUGCAGAUCGUCAUCUCUCAUCUACUGGGAGACGCAGGAAGUCCGUACCUGAUAGGAGUGGUUUCAGACUCUCUGAGGAAGACGGACUCCUUCCUCUGGCAGUUUCGCUCUCUGCAGCUCUCUCUGCUGCUCUGCUCCUUCGUGGCGGUGGUGGGCGGCGGUUUCUUCCUCGCCACCGCCCUCUUCAUCGAAAAAGACCGCCAUCGUGCCGAGAACUUCAACACCACAGAUGACGAGCCGAUCGUCGUACCAAAAAGCGGCCGAUCCACUCGGGUUCCAGUGUCCAGUGUUCUGAUCUGACCACAGAAACCUGAUGGAGGUCCUUACGUUCAGUCGGAUCCUUCAUACACCUGUGGUUAUUUUUAUUUUUUAUUUUUUUUUUUAGGACUGCGGACACUGAUGGGACUGUCUGCCAUGCAGAAAUAUUUUGAGGAUACAUUUAUUUUUAAACUUUUUGACAUUACGUUUUAUACCUUCCCCCGCUCAGGAGCACGUUGGCGCUUCAGGAGGUUUGUUUUUCAUCUCCAGACGUUGUUUUUUGCUGUUGAACACGUGGACGUGAGCUCAACAUUGUUGGAAAUGUUUGCAGAGCAGAUAUGAUGUUGAAAAUGAGCACUAGAGAUUCUCUGAAGAGGAGCAACAGAAACUGCUCUGCGAAUUUGAUUUUAUCGAUUGUUUGACAUUCAACCACCUAUAAACUGAUUAAAGAUAACAUGACCCAUA
Molecule: messenger RNA, 2209 nt
Organism: Thunnus maccoyii (southern bluefin tuna)
Lineage: Eukaryota; Metazoa; Chordata; Actinopteri; Scombriformes; Scombridae
Gene: spns1
Product: spinster homolog 1 (Drosophila)
Exons: 13
Coding region: 266-1786 (506 amino acids)
Biological process (GO): transmembrane transport
Cellular component (GO): membrane
Molecular function (GO): transmembrane transporter activity
Source: RefSeq, a predicted model, not a curated record